Molecule: messenger RNA, 2470 nt
Organism: Oncorhynchus keta (chum salmon)
Lineage: Eukaryota; Metazoa; Chordata; Actinopteri; Salmoniformes; Salmonidae
Product: splicing factor ESS-2 homolog
Exons: 10
Coding region: 338-1768 (476 amino acids)
Cellular component (GO): catalytic step 2 spliceosome
Source: RefSeq, a predicted model, not a curated record
AUUAUGCCGGAUAUGUCCACCGUGAAGUCAUUUUUGGAUACUUUGCAUCCAAUGCAAUAAUGAGGCUAGAUUAAUUCUAAAAACGCCAGACAUUUCUGGUGACGUCACGCGUGUACAUUCUCCCAAUGACGUUCCUUGAUUAGCAAUACGUCAACUAAGAACUAUUGAUAUAACCACGUGAAUUAAAUUAAGGUAUUCAUACGCUUCUAUUUUCAGAGGCUCUUUUUAGUUUAUAACGGGAUUAUUUACAUUCAGCAAGGUUUUGUUUGGCUUGCUAGCUAACAGAGAAGUCAAGGCCACCAGAGACCAUUUCGUUAACUUAUUCUAGCGACCGACAAUGGAAGGAUUUGGAAAGGCGCUGAUGUCUGGAACCCUUGUCCCAGCUAAUCCUGUCACAACAGUUGCUCUUCGACAGCCACCCGAGGAAACAAAGAAAACAAACCGAAAGGUUCUUGAUGAAGAAAACUACAUAGAGAGUUUAGAGAAGAUCAUCCAGAGGGACUUUUUCCCAGAUGUGACCAAGUUACAUGCACAGAAGGACUACCUCGAAGCUGAGGAAAAUGGGGAUCUUGGGAAGAUGAGGGAAAUAUCCAUUAAGUACGGGUCAUCUUUAGCCAAGUCCACACCACGCUCCACUGCCCCAUAUGUUACUCCAGCUUCCUUUGAGACACCAGAGGGUUGUCCUGAGUCUCCCUCUUCUGUACUGGGCAAAAACAAGAAAGGAACAGACGUGGUGGUGAACAAGGAAGGAGACGAGGAAGAGAAAGAGCUGCCCUGUCUUGAUCGCUUCUUGGCUAAGAACACAAGCGAGGAUAAUGCAUCCUUUGAGCAGAUCAUGGUUCUGGCAGAAGACAAGGAAAAGUUGAGGCAUGCGUGGUUGUAUGAGGCAGAGGCUGAAUUUAAACAGCGGCAUGAAGAAAACCUUGCACUUCCUUCAUCUGAGAAGCAGGCCCUUGAGUGUGUAAAGGCAGGACUGGAGACCUGGGAGUACAAAGCAAAGAAUGCCCUUAUGUACUAUCCAGAGGGUGUCCAAGAUGAUGACACACUCUUCAAGAAACCCAGGGAGGUGAUUCACAAGAACACUCGCUUUGUGGGAGACCCAUUCAGCAAAGCCCUUAACAAAUGCCAGCUUCAACAGGCUGCAGCCCUCAAUGCACAGUUCAAACAGGGUAAAGUAGGCCCAGAUGGCAAAGAACUUAAUGCCCAGGAUUCUCCUAACGUGAAUGGAUAUGGGUUUGAAGGAACUCCAUGCCCUUCCCCAGGUAUGGCUGAGUCCCCCCUGAUGACCUGGGGUGAGAUAGAGAGCACCCCCUUUCGCCUGGAUGGGUCUGACUCACCGUUUCAAGAGAGGAACAUCGGCCCAUCAUUUAAGAUUCCAGAACCAGGAAGAAGAGAGAGGUUGGGUUUGAAAAUGGCCAAUGAGGCUGCCGCCAAAAACCGGGCAAAGAAGCAAGAAGCAUUGCGAAAGGUCACAGAAAACCUGGCAAGUCUCACCCCAAAAGGCCUGAGCCCAGCAUUGACUCCUGCCCUUCAGAGGCUUGUAAACCGCACCUCCAGCAAAUACACAGACAAAGCUCUAAGGGCAAGCUACACACCAUCACCCACACACAGAGGAGCAGGCUCCAAGACCCCCCUGGGUGGUCCAGCCACUCCCUCAGGCACUCCGACACCAAGCAAAGCUAGGACCCCCGCCUCCCAGGACCCAGCAUCCAUCACAGACGACUUACUGCAGCUUCCCAAGAGGAGGAAAGCAUCUGACUUCUUCUGACUGGAGUAAAGCAAAACUGAGAGAGAACGGUUAUCUUGAGGAAGUGAACUCUUACAUGUUUAAAGCAAGUUGUCAUCAAGCAAAUUACCGGCCAUGUUUCUCUCUAACCCACCUCAGGCCCUCCCCCUGGAUUUUAUGGACUUGCCUUUUAUGGCUGGAACAGUCUGUGCACAAUGAAGGGCCGAGUCAUAAUACCAACUCUGAAUUCAAGGAUAAUUGGAAAACCUGGGUCAUUACUGUUUUUAAGGUGUUGGACAGAAAUGCAUAGUAUGUACUGUGUUAGAAACCUUCCAAGACUGGAUAACUUACAAUAUGUGGGAUCCAAAGAGAUGAUAUAAUUGUACAUAGCCUAGGCUGAUAUUUUAAUCUUGGUGAAUGUUACGAGGCUUUGUUGAUUUUUUUGUUUGUUAAUAUGUUCAAAUGUAAGCCUCUAUUGUAUGCCUUUUUCUGCAAUCUAAUCUUUCAGUCCUCAACCUAAAAAUUGGCUUGUUGUAAAUCCCAAAUGUUGACACUCAACUUUUGUCAUAGCAGACUCGACAUCUAAAAAUGUAACGAAAGUCUCUAUGGUUCAUCUUGACAAAUAUGUAUGUUCCAUUGAUUAUGAACUAUUCAAGUGGAAUAAAUCCAGGACUUCAACAUCAGGAAUCAGCAGGGAUGUUGUUCCUUGCUUCAGGGAAUUAUUUUUUCUUGGUGUGCUUCGAU